Messenger RNA from Salvia hispanica, 3631 nucleotides. NCBI's taxonomy places the organism in Eukaryota, Viridiplantae, Streptophyta, Magnoliopsida, Lamiales, Lamiaceae. The record is from RefSeq and is a predicted model, not a curated record.
GAAUUUUCUCUCGAUUCAAAGCCGUGCCUGUUUCUAGGGCUUUUUAUUUUUGUGUCUCACACUCCAGCAACCUCUCUCGAAAACUCAUAUAAUCUCACACCCACACUCUCCCCAAAUCAAAUUCAAUUCAAUCACAAGCUCUCAAUCAUCGCUGGGGAAGAAUUCUGAUUGCCAAUCGCGAUGUCGCGCCGCAGAGACGAAUACGAGGACGACGUCGAAGAAGACGACGAAUACGACGGCGUAGACGAAGAGGACGAUGAGGCCGACGGAUACGAUGAUGGGGGGAAGGUCAAACGGAAGAGGACUACAUCGGAUUUCAUCUACGACGAAGCGGACGAAGACGAAGACGAAGAGGAGGACGACGACGAUGAGGAUUAUGGCGGUGGAGGCGGUGCCAGAAGAAGAGGAGGAGGAGGGGGAGGGAAGCGCCAUAAGGGGGCCUCAAACUUUUUCGAUUUGGAGGCGCAGGUUGAUUCGGAUGAGGAAGAGGAGGAAGAGGAAGGGGAUGACGAUUUCAUUGAUCCGGGAGCUGAUAUACCUGACGAGGAUGAUAGAAGAUUGCACCGUCGUCCGCUGCUUCCACGUGAGGAUGAGCAAGAGGAUGUUGAGGAGAUUGAGAGAAGAAUUCAGGAAAGAUAUGCACGGAGCCUUAAUGUUGAAUAUGACGAGGAAGCAACGGAUGUAGAACAACAAGCUCUACUGCCUUCUGUUAGGGAUCCCAAAUUAUGGAUGGUGAAAUGUGCGAUUGGCCGUGAAAGGGAGGUGGCUGUUUGCCUUAUGCAGAAGUGCAUUGAUAGAGGACCUGAAUUGCAAAUCAGAUCUGCCGUAGCACUUGAUCACCUAAAAAAUUUUAUAUACAUAGAGGCAGAUAAAGAGGCUCAUGUGAAGGAGGCUAUUAAGGGUAUGCGCAAUAUAUUUAUGGGUAAAAUAAUGCUCGUUCCAAUCAAGGAGAUGACAGAUGUUCUGUCAGUUGAAAGCAAAGCAAUUGAUAUUUCUAGGGAUACCUGGGUCAGAUUGAAGAUCGGUACUUAUAAAGGGGAUCUUGCGAAGGUUGUUGAUGUGGACAAUGUGCGGCAGAGAGCCACUGUGAAAGUCAUUCCUAGGGUUGAUUUGCAGGCCCUGUCUAACAAAUUGGAAGGGAGGGAAGUCCCCAAGAAGAAGGCAUUUACUCCCCCUGCACGGUUUAUGAAUAUUGAUGAAGCUAGAGAGCUUCAUAUACGAGUUGAACGUAGAAGGGAUCCAGCUACUGGUGAUUAUUUUGAAAAAAUUGAAGGGAUGAUGUUCAAGGACGGUUUCUUGUAUAAAAAUGUCUCGUUAAAAUCACUCAGCACUCAGAAUGUUCAACCAACCUUUGAUGAACUCGAAAAAUUUAGGCAACCUGGUGAAACUGGGGAUGGGGACAUGUCAAGUUUGUCUACACUCUUUGCAAACAGAAAGAAAGGUCAUUUUAUGAAGGGUGAUAGGGUUAUAGUUGUCAAGGGAGAUCUUAGAAACUUGAAAGGAUGGGUGGAGAAGGUUGAGGAAGAUACUGUUCAUAUUAAACCAAAUGAAAAGGGCCUUCCGAAAACCCUUGCUAUUAGCGACAAAGACCUUUGCAAGUACUUUGAACCUGGAAAUCAUGUAAAGGUUGUGUCUGGUGCUACAGAGGGUGCAACUGGUAUGGUUGUCUCAGUUGAAGGUCAUGUGGUGAAUUUAGUCUCAGACACAACAAAGGAACUUAUACGUGUCUUUGCGGACAAUGUUGUGGAGAGCUCUGAAGUAACGUCUGGUGUAACUAAGAUUGGUGAUUAUGAGCUCCAUGAUCUUGUGGUGCUAGAUGACAAUAGUUUUGGUGUAAUUAUACGAGUCGAGAGUGAAGCCUUUCAGGUUCUUAAGGGUGUUCCAGAGAGACCUGAUGUUGCUCUCGCGAGGUUAAGAGAGAUUAAAUACAAGGUUGACAAGAAGAUUUUUGCUAAAGAUCGGUACAAGAAUACACUGUCUGUGAAAGAUGUUGUUAAAAUUCUUGAUGGUCCGUGUAGGGGAAAACAGGGUCCAGUUGAACAUAUCUACAAAGGAGUUCUGUUUAUUUAUGAUCGGCAUCACCUUGAGCAUGCUGGUUUUAUUUGCGUAAAAUCAGACUCUUGUAUGAUGGUUGGUGGAUCACGGGCGAAUGGUGAAAGGAAUGGCAAUUCCUUGACAUCAAAAUUUUCGCAUCUGAGAACUCCACCACGUGUUCCUCCCCCUCCCAUGAGACCACCUAGAGGUGGUUAUGGUGGUCAUAAUAAUUUUGGAGGAAGAGGAGGUGGAAGAGGCCAUGAUGCUUUAAUUGGAGCCACUGUGAAAAUUCGUCUUGGCCAUUAUAAAGGUUGCAAGGGACGUGUUAAAGAUGUCAAAGGUUCCACUGUUCGGAUUGAAUUAGAAUCUCAGAUGAAGGUCGUUGCAGUUGAUCGUAGUCAUAUUUCGGAUAAUGUCAAUGUUACACCAUCCAGGGAAACUUCCAGAUAUGGUAUGGGAAGUGAGACCCCGAUGCAUCCUUCUCGCACUCCUCUGCAUCCGUAUAUGACUCCUAUGAGGGACUCUGGUGUAACUCCUUACCAUGAUGGUAUGAGGACACCUAUGCGUGACCGAGCAUGGAAUCCUUAUACACCAAUGAGUCCACCAAGGGACAAUUGGGAAGAUGGAAAUCCUGGUUCUUGGGGCACAAGUCCACAAUAUCAGCCAGGAAGUCCUCCUUCACGAGCAUAUGAAGCACCCACACCUGGUUCUGGUUGGACAAAUACCCCAAGUAACAAUUACAAUGAGGCAGGCACACCGAGAGAUAGCGGAUCUGCUUAUGCAAAUGCUCCUAGUCCAUACUUGCCCUCCACUCCUGGUGGGCAACCUCCGAUGACUCCAAGUUCUGCAUAUUUACCUGGGACACCUGGUGGGCAGCCGAUGACACCUGGAAGUGGUGGCUUGGAUAUGAUGUCACCUGUCGUAGGUGCAGAUAGUGAAGGGCCUUGGUUCCUGCCUGAUAUUUUGGUCAAUGUUCGGAGGCCUGGUGAUGACACUACUCCAGGAGUUAUAAGAGAAGUGCUUCCGGAUGGCUCGUCUAAGAUAGCUCUUGGAUCAAGCGGUAAUGGUGAUGUGGUGACUGCCCUUCCCAGCGAAAUUGAAGUAGUGCCACCAAGGAAGUUGGACAAGAUCAAGAUCAUGGGAGGCGCACACCGUGGGGCGACUGGGAAACUUAUUGGUAUUGACGGCACUGAUGGAAUAGUCAAAGUUGACGACACACUGGACGUCAAGAUCUUAGACAUGGUAUCUUUGGCGAAACUAGUUCAAGCGUGAAAGACGAAGCUGAAGCCAGUGAUCAUGUGAGGUCAAUGUUUUGGCAGAUGGCAACAAGGUGUUGCAUUGAAAUCGAAGCCUCUACUGAGUUGGGCAGGAAAUGCAAAAACCGCUACUACACAAGGAAGAAUAGAGAAUCUGGCAAGUUCAAUUUGCUGUAAAAUCAUUUGCCUUGUAAAAUCAUUUACCUAAUUGAAGCUGCUGUAUAUUUAUGAUUUACUAAUAGUCUAUUAGUCUAGUGGAGUACUACUAUAUUUCUCUUAGUUGAAUGCUCAAUUGUAUAAAUAGUUUUAUGUACAAUUAUUCUCACAUUUCAUUUCGUCAA